Messenger RNA from Mangifera indica (mango), 5611 nucleotides. Its product is annotated as ATP synthase subunit a 2-like. Bases 3575 to 4720 code for a protein of 381 amino acids. NCBI's taxonomy places the organism in Eukaryota, Viridiplantae, Streptophyta, Magnoliopsida, Sapindales, Anacardiaceae. Gene Ontology annotation, molecular function: proton transmembrane transporter activity. The record is from RefSeq and is a predicted model, not a curated record. The transcript is spliced from 2 exons. Gene Ontology annotation, biological process: proton motive force-driven ATP synthesis.
UUCACGUUUUCAAAUGAAAUGAUUAAAAUAAGCUAGCUCAUUCAUCUCCGCAUUAAGAAGAACUACCCGGUGGUGGAGAACUCUUUGACCCGGUCAGUACCAGAUGAGAGGCAUUUAACUCACAUCUAUCUCAUCUCCACUCCUUGUGUACAAUGAAUGGUCGAUCGUGUACCUUUCUUAUUAUCCCGAUCCGAUCACCUUCCUGGAAAAAGAAACUCUUAUUCACAUCGAUCGCUCACAUAUAGCAUGGCAGCACUUGCGCCUUUAGUUGCUAGUGGCUAGUACGCAUAAGUGAUUUCCAAGGGCGGGGCAUCCAUCCAACUAAAUUCAUGGGAUUGUCCAGGUGUGGUUGGCAAGCAAUUAGGGCAAGAAGAAGGGCGUGCCCACGGAUGAAUAGUCUCAAGUAGUUUGAUCUAUCCGCUUUUCGGAGUGCUUCCCGCGUUCGCUCAUCAGAUGGGCGGUCAUCAGUCAAGAGAUCUUGGUCGGAAUUGUCAGUAGUCAGUAGGGCAAUUGCUCCAUGGGUGGUCGAUCCAACCGGUAUUGAUCUCCACUUUUUUCAGUGAGAAAACCUGAAGAGUGAGUGCUCUCGUGCAAAUGACUUCUGAGUAUUGCACAUUUGACUUAGAGGUAUUUCAUUUUGGGUUUUCAUCAAAGGUUUCGGCCUCACGCUGCCUAGACUAGCCGUCCAGAGUCGAGUAGUUGUCGUCCGUGAAAGAAAAAGCAAAGUCCUGAGGCAAUGCACGAUCGCCGUUAUUGCUUGCACCCACCGCUCGGUCUCGUUCGUUUAGCUUCUGGCUCGCUCUAGUACGCAUUUUCCUUUGAGAAGACCUGCGCUUCGCCACCAACAGCUGUGACUUACGCUGGCUCAGAUCAGUCGCACUCCCUACGCUCGCCUUGCCUGGGCCACCUGCCGCAAACCUCAGAGCUCUUUUUUUUCUUUCUGCUCGCUCUUCGAAAUGCGAUCACUACUAGUUAGUUCAGCUUCUCACUCCAGGAAGAAUUUAUCCUUCAUCUUUGAUCGGAGUCCCACUCUGGUGUAGUCCAGCUGGUUUCAUUUCAAAAUGAACGUGGGAAACAUACAGGACCAAAGUGAUCUCCCGUGAUCCUGGCGGGCUGCGCCCCGGCCGGCGCCGUAACAGCCGAUUGUCUGACGCGGCAAGUGAAAUUGGUAUAGCUCUCCAAGUGGCCUAGGGCAUGCUCCUCUGUGACUUGGAUGCUAGCGUUCUAUCUUCUAGGUAUGGUAGACGCGUAAAAGAUCAGCUUUUCAGAGACGGACUUUUUCCAGUGCACUACGGUAAGACGUGAAAUCACCCGAUCCCAUUCCGACCUCGAUCUGUGAAAUCGUCUUGCGCCAUAUGUACUGAACUGAGAUUGUUCGGGAGACAUGGUCCAAGCGCUGGAAAAAGGUGUGAAUUAUCCUGUCUGUGACCUAUUUUGCUCAACAGCGUCAUUUUUUCUUUUUCUCGGUAUAAAGUCUUCUUUCUAAUGGAAAAGAAGCAGAAUUUUCACCCUCACAAUGGCAACCUCUUUUUUUUCUUCUCAUUCUUUAAUGCUAAAUUUAUGUAUUAUUACUGAAUCUUUAUGGAAUUCGUCUCGAAGGUAUCAAAGGCUUAAUUCGAAAAGUGAUCUGGAAAGAAUCCAAGUUCAACUUCGCUCGUCUACUUACCGCUUUCGUCCGAUGUAUCGUUAUUUUAUUCCCAAAUCGGGUGGUCGACUCCGUCCAAUAACUCAACCGGACGCUUCCGAUCUAUUAUUAUUAAAGAGUUUACAUCAUUUACUUAGUGAUCAUUGUGAACCGAUCUUCCAUUCUUCGUCCCACGGCUUUCGACCCAAUCGUGGCUUGAUUUCCUUUUUUAGUACAAUGAAAUCUUGGUGCUCUCUCGCUAUGUUGCAGAAAAGCGAUGUGGUGAGUUGCUUUGAUAAAAUCCCACAUGGCCUCUUGCUGUCGGAGCUUCGUUCGUGUCUAGGUGCUGAGAAUGAAGAAAUAAUCAAUUGAAUUUCCUCAUUCCUUCGUACUCCGAUCCUGGAUAAGCAGGGUGUGAAUUAUGCUUCCUCGUCGCUAGGAAUCCCCCAGGGCAGCCCGAUCUCGCCGAUCCUAAUGAACAUAUAUCUUCAUUCGCUGGACGUUCGAAUGGGUGAGCUUGUAUCAUCGGGUCAGCUUUUCUAUCUACGUUAUGCGGAUGAUAUUCUUCUGGGAUUCCCGACUGGGACAAGUCUUUCCCGAUUGACACUGACCUUAGACAGGACGCUAAAGGACCUGAAGCUCCAGGGGAAAUCAGCAAAGAUUUGGCGCCAAGAGAAAAGGCGUUCAUCCGGAAUGAAAGUGCUUUCGAUGAUCUGCUGCAUUAUUCCUGAUGGUCAAAUCUCAGCCCUUCGGAGAAUGGAAAAAGAAGCUUUCCUUGGCUCGAAUUGAGAAGAAAAUGGAGAAAGCCAAUCCGCCUAAGACAAAGACGCUGGCUAGCUUUUUUCCCUUUCUCUUAUCAAUGGUGAAAGUAUACCUUCACUUCUUUUUCAGUUUUCAGAAGGAGAGGAGAAAGAUAGAAAGAGUUAAAGAUUCUCGUGUCCAUAGGGUAUUUCUUAGUGGAAUGAAACUGAAACUAAUCUGGGAAAUGAUUUUUCAACGAAAAAACCCGGGAAAACGCAAGUUUUUUAUUUUUGAGUUGUCGUUUAGGGCAGAAAUGUAAUUUCAACGAUUUUUCCCGGUAAAAUGAAAAUAUAUCUGUCUGGAAAUUUAGGAUGGCAUGAAAUUGAGGUGUCAACUUUUUCCAUAUAUAUGAAACGAGAAAUCUCUUAAGAAAAGAGAAAAUGUCGUAAGAAAAGAAAGAAUUUCUUAAGAGAAGCAACUCUAUCAUAAGAGAAGAAACUGAGACCCUGAUACGAUGUUUUGGGGGGUCUCAUAGUCAAGAAGAGUUUGAUCCUGGCUCACCGAAGGAACGCUAGCUAUAUGCUUAAAACAUGCUAUAGCUAUAUGCUUAACACAUGCUAUUCGCACGCUGUUUUGGGGUUUUCAACCUCAAAAUGGAUCUUUCUUUUUUUUAGUAAGACGAAUCCAAGUACAACAGAAGCUAACGAAAGCAGCAUGCGCUGAAGUUAGAAAUCGUUGGUACUUCUUUUUCUGAGCGUAAGAGAAAGUGAUCCUGCUGCCCCUUGAUUCCCUUCAUUCGCUGGUGGACUCUCUGUUCGUUCUCUCUCCACCAUGCUUUAUGUCGUGACGAAUCUUGCUUGUGGUUAGCAAAAGGGGGCUAUCCCCGUAGCCGAUAUCGAUGUGGCCGUUAUCCGAUCGUGAUCUCUUAACCUUCUUACCGUUCCAGGAUUAGCUUUCUAGUUUCUUACAAAUCUUCCUUUUGGUCAGCAACAAAUCAUUGCUCUGUGUUUUCCUUAACUUCUAGGUAAGCUGGGGUGGUACGUCUGUGCUUCCUCUUAAUCGAACUAGGCCUUUGAUAUCUUUCACGAAUCUCCGAUAAAAGACUCCCAUGCUUUUCUUGGUUAAACCAAGGUGAUGUUCUUUCCGACAAGUCUGUCUGAAUUUUUAUAGCAAGAAGCGGAAAAAAGGAAAAAAAAAAAAAAAAAAAGAAUGAUGAGCGAAGUAAUAAAAGAGUUUUUAUGGCUUCUGAAGGGGAACGAAAAAACCCUUAGCAGCUUUCUCGACCGUCUUCUUCGUUUGCUUUAUAGUUAUGUAUUUCUCAUUUUGCCGUGGUACGUAUUCUUAAUAUUCGAGACUCUAGAAAGCCACAAAAGUCUAGGAGUCGCCAGCGAAUUUAGUUACAGCUGGAAAGGGGUCUCUGUCAAGCCUGUUUGGCCGCCUACACCUCAAAAUGCUGCUGAUGUGGCUGAUCAGGUGGUCCCCCACAGCCCCCAAGCUGGCGAGGUGGCGGCCAAUAGCCCCCUGGAUCAAUUUGAGAUUAUCCCAUUUCUUCCUAUGAAUAUGGGGGACUUUUAUUUCUCAUUCACAAAUUCAUCUUUCUUUAUGCUGCUCACUCUCAGUUUGGUCCUACUUUUGGUUUAUUUGGUUACUAAAAAGGGAGGAGGAAACUUAGUACCAAAUGCUUGGCAAUCCUUGGUAGAGCUUAUUUAUGAUUUCGUGCUGAACCUGGUAAACGAACAAAUAGGGGGUCUUUCCGGAAAUGUUAAACAAAAGUUUUUCCCUUGCAUCUUUGUCACUUUGACUUUUUUGUUAUUUUGUAAUCUUCAGGGUAUGAUACCUUAUAGCUUCACAGUUACAAGUCAUUUUCUCAUUACUUUGGGUCUCUCAUUUUCGAUUUGGAUUGGCAUUACUAUAGUGGGAUUUGUGAUCUUGCAGAUGGAGGGUACAUCCAAAAAAAAAUGUCUUUCAUCCUCCAAGAAUAUUCAGGCUUCUGGAAACGGGGGAUCCGACGACGACGACGACAGGAACAAACGUCGUCUUCAGGAAGUAGUCUCAAACGAGAUCCACACGACUCUCGUAGGCCUCAUCCGGAACCUCAUCAAAGAGGUUAUCGGAAGGCCAGAAAACACCCACCUUCGGGAAGGGAUAUUGAAUCCUAACUCAAAUAGGUGGAACUGGGCAGUCAAAACUGCUCUUGAAGAGCUCGUAGGUGAUGACCCGGCGUCCCGAAGUUGGCAGACAAUAGCCCACUUACUUAGAAUGGGCCUUGAAAUCUCCACUCAGGCCGGAAGAAGCCCUUUUCUUCUGAGAGUCCUCCUAUUCCUGACACUUGAAUAUCACAAGAGGCAAUGUUAGAAGUGUAAGUAAAUAAGAGUAAGAUACCUUACCACAAUUGAGGAGUCAUCCCUUGGCCUUUUCGAGGCACUAUUCUUCGCUUUCAGGAGAGUUAUGCCGAUCUGUGCUUUGUCUGAAAAAGCCCGGAAAAGGGGCAGCCCUUCUUCUUAAAUUGCACAAGCACAAGAAAGGGCCCAGUUCAGAGAUCAGCCUUCGUGGACAAUAGGCCUCUGGUAGUAGCGGCAAGGGAGGUUUUACCCACCAAGUCCAGCUUUCUUGUGAAAGUCUUGGCUUGCUCUUUUUCCAUGUCUGUUGAUGCCGUAGGAAUUCUCUCUGGAACAACCCCUGGCUGGGAUAAAUAGACUGAUAUGAGUUAGAUUCGGAAAUUUCUUUGUGGCAACAAAAGUUCCAUCGAUUUAGCUGUUGAUGGUGUAACCGCUCUUUAUUUAAUCGCAUUUUCAAAGCAUCAGUCCAACAGAGGCAAGGCUACUAGAAUACCCACACUCGGCUCAAAUGAUUGGAUCCCAAGUGUCAUUACAAAAAAAAGCUUGUGCCCCUGAAAAGGGAGGAGACUUUCCUCGUGUUAGCCGAACUGGGAUCGGUAGAAGGAAAAAGUCAUUUUAGCCCAGAUAAAAAAAGUAGUUUUUGUCGACCCUCUAUUAAGGAAUCCGACUUGAGGCCAAAAUCGCAAGGUUGGGUGCGAUUGCUCAAGGUUGGGGGGCUACUAUCAGCCUAUAAGGAAAAGGAAGCAGUCCUUCCGCUGCACGAGCAUCGACAAAGAGAGAGUUUAGAGCAAUUAGCCAAUCCAAUCACCAACGAAAGGAGAAGGAAAAUCAAAUAAAAAAGAACUAAGAAUCCCAAUCCCAACUGACCCAGAUAGCAUACAGUGAAGCAGAUGCUGAAUUAUUUCCA